Theileria parva strain Muguga is the source of this 1925-nucleotide messenger RNA. RefSeq lists its product as uncharacterized. Bases 1 to 1845 code for a protein of 614 amino acids. The transcript has a single exon. Lineage: Eukaryota; Apicomplexa; Aconoidasida; Piroplasmida; Theileriidae. The record is from RefSeq and is a predicted model, not a curated record.
AUGUCGAUAAAUAAUGGUUUCCCGAAUAAAAAUUUGAUAAAUUGCAGUUGUGACAUUGUACCAAUAUCAUUGGACUUGAAAGUUCAAACCUCAACUAAAGAAUUUAAACAUUUUGAUAUAGCAAACGGAGGAGGAGAGUACAUAUGUAAUGAAAAUUAUGGUUUUGAUACAAUAUUUGACACAACUGAUGGAGACGAUCUAAUAGAAGUGAUUUAUAAGGCAGAAAGCCCUAGUGAAUACGUAACAAAAGUAACGAGAAAUAGUUUGGGGCUUGAAACAAACUCAAUUUCAUUAUUUGUCAUGAACAAUGAUAUCAAAGUCUUAACUAACAUUAAAGGAAUUUGGGUUGAAACGAACAAAUUAACACUCGAUAUCUCAAAUAAAGAAAGUAGUGAAGAGAACAUGUAUAGUGAAACUAAUACAAGCUGGUGUAAAGUACCAGAUAACCAAAAUAACAAACAGAAGUGGAUCAAAAGAGCAUUUAAAAACUAUAGUCACACCCAGAAUUAUUUAUUUAACAAAAUCAUUGACUCAAUUGAUAGAAACGGUAAAGAAAAGGUUAUUUGGGAGGCUAAAGAACCAUUAGAAUUAGCCUUGUAUGUGUCAGUGUGUUUUUAUAAUAGCGGACAAAAGUAUGUUGGAAUAAUCCAUAAAAACUAUAAUUAUUCAUUACUAAAAUACACAAAUGACAGUAAGGAAUGGGUAAACAUUACUGAAUCAAGGAUAGAUUUGUCAAAAUUAAAAUUUUAUUUCAGUGAUGAAAAUGAUCCAAAGCACAUACAAGAUCAUGAAUUCAACUAUUUCCUUAGCUUCUUUCGUAUGAAUUAUAAGGUUCAAUUUGACUUUCCAGAAAGCAAUUACGAUAAUUCACUUGCUAAUAAACUCGCCAAAACUUUUCAAUAUAACCUAAUAGAUGAUAUUAUGUUUAUCACGUUUGAUGACCAUAAACCCUUCCCAAUUGAUCCAGUUAAUAACAAUAUUAAAAUCUUUGACGUUAAUCAUUACAAAUCAAUAAAACGCAAACUUCCACAAUCUGAUGCAUAUUCUACUGACAAUCCUGAUUGUACAGACCAUUCAUAUUUUGCCGAUGAUGAGAACAGUUGUGAUAGUGAAUCGCUAAUUUAUAGUGAUAGCGAAGAUAGAUAUGAUAGUGAUGCUACCGAUAAUACUGUUAUUGAGGUUAGUUCAAGUGAUGAAAGUGAAAACGAAAGUCAGUUUAAAGUUCCAGUAAUGCUAAAUAUUAAUAAUAAAAAUCAUCCUUCUGAAUAUCAUUUUAACAAAUGUGAACAACUAACAAAUUUUGUAUGUAACUCCCCUAAUUAUAGGUUUUCUAAAAUCAUAGAUUUCGAAGACAGAGAGAGCUCCAAAACAGUAAUUUGGUCAGGAAAUGACCCCAACAACUGUAUUUUUAAUGUAUUUCUUCUGGAUAUGGGUAGUGGUAAAUAUCUCAUGUUACAUUCACAAAUUUAUAAACACUUCUUAUACAAAUGGUCGUCUGAAACUAAAAGUUGGACCGAUGUAACUGAAAAAACAAUUAAAACCACCGAUUUAGUGCUAUUUAAUGAGGAUGGAGGUGAAAUCGACUUAAUGAAUUGGGUUGUGGAUUUUGAAAAUUUUGGGCUCAGAAUUAAGACAAAAUUGGUUUGUUCUAAGAUACAAUAUAAAGACGAGAAAUUGUGGAGUUUAAGAGAAGAUGGGUCAGUAGGAUUGGAUAUAAUUGUUACUAAUGUGUUGAUUAAUAGGUUGAAUAUAUUUACCAGAAAUGGAAAAGUUAAAAGAUUUAAUAUUUUUAAUGACAAAAUAAGUUUAAUUUCACAAGAUGAAUCCAGUUUUAAGCAAGGUUAAUUUUCUAUAUUUUAAUAAAGGAUACAAAAUAUAACCACAAAUUUAUCAAACGCUCAUAGCACUCCAGAUUAAAUAAAAAC